AUGGCCGGCGGCAAGCGCCGCCACGCACGCAACCCCACCGCCGGCGGGCCCCACCGCAGCGCCGGCGCAGGCCGUCGUCGCCCGGUCCCCGAGCUCCCGUCUUUCGUCUCCCCCGCCUUUGUCGCCGCCGCCUUCUCCUCCCCCGCCUCGGGCGGCCGCGGCCGAGGGCGGGGCGCCCGGCGCGGCGGCGCCUGCUCCGAUGGCGAGUCCUCCCACGCCGUACCCUUUAGCUAUCCCUCCCUCCGCCCCUGCUCCGCUUAUUCGGAGCGUGGUCAGGCGCAGGCACUGGAGGUGACCAUCGACACCGCCCCGUGCGCGGACCCAGCCGCUUCCGUCUCGAUGUACUCGUACGGCCCCGACGUGCUCGGUGAGAUCGGGCUUGGGCUGAGCGCGGACGAGGAGGAGGCCGGUGAUAGAGAGCUGCAUCUCGGGCUAGGAUUCCGGGAUGGACGACACGAGGAGAUGGAGCUCAAAUUAAAGGGACUGGCUGAGGAAGAUGUCUCCCUCAACACGCCCAAGCAGAAGCAGGAGCAGAAGGUGAAGCCCAAUCCGGGAUUUUUGUUGAUUGGCGGAGUCAGGAUCUACACGGAGGACAUCUCAUCGCCAGAAUCGGAUCGGAUGAGCAGCUCUGAUGAGGAUUUAGAAUCCAAAUCAGGUGACGGUGAGAGAUUUGAGAAUGAUGAUGGCGACAGUGACGAGGAAGGUAGUGAAGGCGAGGAGAGAGAUUCGGUGUCUGCCGGCGAGUCACCAGGAUCGGAAUCAGAUGAAGAUUUGAUCUUCGGUGAUUCUUCUUCAGUUGACAAUGAGGUUGUUGCUGAUUACAUGGAGGGGAUCGGUGGGAGUGACGAGCUGUUGAGCACUAAGUGGAUCACUGGUAUGAAUUUGGGUGAUGCAGAUACUGUAGAGCAGAUAUAUACAGAUGACGAUGAUGAUAAUGAUCGGUUUGUGAAGAAAGGGAAGGAAAAGCUUGAGGGUUAUGCACUAAUGACUGCAUCCGAACAGUAUGGCAUGAAGAGGCCGAAUUCAGUUGAGAAGCGGAAGGGAAAAGGAAUGGUUUGUAACAGCGAUUUGCCAAGCAUGCAAGUGAUGGGCCUGGAGGAGAACAAUGUCUGGAUGCCAAACAGGUCAAGGAAGGGGUCGAAGACAGGAUCAUCAUCCUCUCCGCUCUCACGGUCCUGGCCUAACGAGGGUAGGAAGAGCAAAAAGUAUCAGAGCAGGCCAGGUGAAAAGAAGCAGCAUAGGAAGGAACUCAUUGCAAAGAAGCGUCAACAACGAAUGCUAAGCAGAGGAGUUGACUUAGGGCAAAUUAAUACUAAAUUGAAGAAAAUGGUUGUGGAUCAGGUUGAUAUGUUAUGUUUUCAUCCAAUGCACUCUCGAGACUGUUCUCAGGUACAACGCCUUGCAUCUAUUUAUCAAUUGAAGAGCGGGUGUCAAGGUUCUGGCAAGAAAAGAUUUGUCACUGUGACAUUAACUGGGCAGUCUUCCUUGCCAUCUGCAGAUGGCCAAGUUCGACUUGAAAAGCUUUUGGGGACUGAACCUGAGGACUUCUCUGUCAACUGGGAGAACUCUAAAGGCCCAGCAGGACGGAAGGGCCUUUCAGCUCCAGGAAAGUUUGUAAAACAUCGAGAAUCCAAUGGAAAUAAAUCUUCCAAGAAACAGGUCUCCUUUGCAGAGCGUCCUGUAUCUUUUGUCAAGUCUGGCACCAUGGCGGAUUCCCUUACGGAGGCAAUAGCUGUUGACUCAAUUGGUGGUGAUAACUUAUGUGUUAAAGCUGCUGAAAGUGAGGUCACUGGCCAAAAUAGGCACGCCCAGCUAGGCUCCUUUGAGGUGCACACCAAGGGCUUUGGUUCGAAGAUGAUGGCCAAAAUGGGAUUCAUCGAGGGCACUGGCCUUGGCAAAGAUGGCCAAGGUAUAGUGCAGCCGAUACAAGCCAUCAAUCGUCCCAAAUCUCUUGGACUCGGCGUACAAUUCGACAGUGAGGCUGAGGCAAUUAAAGCAAGGACAGAACCCAUCAAAUUAAUAUCAGAGCCAGGCAAGGUGAGGUCAGAGCUGAGGCGGAAUGUGUGGGCACCAGAGAUGAGUGGCGUUGGCUCUUCGAGAGACACACCAAGGGUUUUGGAUCCAAAAUGA
Miscanthus lutarioriparius is the source of this 2130-nucleotide messenger RNA. NCBI's taxonomy places the organism in Eukaryota, Viridiplantae, Streptophyta, Magnoliopsida, Poales, Poaceae. The record is from the annotation of a GenBank genome assembly.